Solanum stenotomum is the source of this 692-nucleotide messenger RNA. RefSeq names its product auxin-responsive protein SAUR32-like. The record is from RefSeq and is a predicted model, not a curated record. Gene Ontology annotation, biological process: response to auxin. NCBI's taxonomy places the organism in Eukaryota, Viridiplantae, Streptophyta, Magnoliopsida, Solanales, Solanaceae. The coding region runs from base 202 to 531 and encodes 109 amino acids. The transcript has a single exon.
UUACUAAUACAAAUUCAGCCAUGAUUAAUUUCCCAAAAUCUCUCAGAUAUUCAUCAUUAGCCCUUUUCAAACAUGCCAUCUCUGCUAAUCCUUGGCCUAAUUCCCCUCUUUUUCUCUGAAACAAACCUCUUUAUCUCCUGUGUUUUCUAGAAUUAGUAUAAUUUUGUGUUGGAUUAACAAUUAAUUAAUCAAAUCAAAUCAAUGGGUGGUGGAGAGAGAAGUAUACUUCACUUUCCACACCUCCAUAUUCAUCAAAGUGGAAAGAGUAAACAGGGUAAAAGAGAUGUGCCGAAAGGAUACCUGGCGAUUAAAGUAGGGCAAGCAGAGGAAGAGCAACAGCGAUUCAUCGUCCCUGUUUCCUACUUCAAUCAUCCGCUUUUCAUUCAAUUACUCAAAGAGGCAGAGGAAGUUUAUGGAUUUCAUCACAAGGGAACGAUUACGAUUCCUUGCCAUGUUGAACAAUUUCGAUGUGUUCAAGGCAAAAUUGAUAAACACCAGCACAAUCUUCAUGUUCCGUGUUUUAGGGCAUGAGGAGUUUUUUUUUUUUCUUUUUGUUGCUUUCGGUGGAGGCGGUUAGUGAUAAUGACGACAAACUUUUUCUGUUUCGGUUUCUGGAUGGUUUGUUAUGAUGGGUCACUGGAGUUGUUACCUCAAGUAAUUUAGUGAAAUGAAAUUUUAGUUACUUUCUCCUU